AUGCGCAACAUAACCCCAAAUCGUUUGGGACUGUCAUACAUCCUGGAUUGGAUAAUUAUCAUCAUUAUCGCCUCAAUCGGCUACACCUGGUCCAACCAAACCCCCAUCCACCGCCCCUUCUCCCUCACAGACCCGAGCAUCUCCUACCCGGAAACAAAACAUGAAAAAGUCCCGUUCGAAAUUGCCUUAAUACUCGCUCUGAUCCUCCCGGCUCUCGUCAUCGCGCUCGUAAUCCUACUCCGCAUCCCGGGACACACAGUACACAAGGAUACUCCGCGCUCGAUCGUCUGGAGAUACAAACUAUGGGAGAUUAAUGCGGGUUGGCUUGGGUUAGCGCUGGCGGUUGCCAGUGCGUAUGCGGCUGCAAAGGGGCUAAAGCUUCUCUUUGGAAAGCCGCGGCCGGAUCUUUUGGCGCGGUGCGAUCCCGAUUUGGAGAAUGUUGCUGCGUAUGUGGUUGGUGGGCUUGGGCAGGAGUUGCCCGGGGCUCCGGUCUUGGUGACCUCUGAGAUCUGUCGGAACAGGUCGCAUGGGUUGACGAAGACGGGGUUUGUGAGUUUUCCGAGUGAUCAUGCGUCUUUGUCAUUUGCCGGAUUGACGUAUUUUAGCCUCUGGCUAUGCUCUAAAUUCUCCAUAACAUUCCCUUAUCUUUCCCUCAUUCCGCCCAACCACUGGAACUCGCACGAAGAACAAACAGACAGCUCUGAACCCAAUCCUCACCCGGAAUCAGCACUCUCUAUUCGCGAACAGGGAGCCGCACCGCCCAUUUACAUGCUCAUUGCCCCGACUAUACCAAUCGCUGUUGCGUUCUUCAUAGUCGCAUCUCGCUGGACCGAUCACAGGCACCACGGUAUUGACCUUGUAUUUGGAUCUGCUAUUGGUAUAUUUUUCGCGUGGAUUGCGUUUCGGUUAUAUAACCUGCCUAUUCGGCGUGGUGGAGGCUGGUCAUGGGGGAGCAGGAGUCGUAGGAAUGCCUUCUUCAAAAUAAUCGGGGUUCCAAGCCAUGUCGGUAAUGACAAUUGGGCUGCUGAGCGCGUGGAAAGUGGCCAGCUCGCAUUGGUUUGA
This is a messenger RNA of Aspergillus chevalieri, 1062 nucleotides long. RefSeq lists its product as uncharacterized. The record is from RefSeq and is a predicted model, not a curated record. Lineage: Eukaryota; Fungi; Ascomycota; Eurotiomycetes; Eurotiales; Aspergillaceae. Bases 1 to 1062 code for a protein of 353 amino acids. Gene Ontology annotation, molecular function: phosphatidate phosphatase activity. Gene Ontology annotation, biological process: phospholipid metabolic process. The transcript has 3 exons.